CUGCAUAAACCACCUCUUCUUAGCUCCUAUUUAAUCCAACACAGUAAUUCAUCGCACUCCAAAUUAAGAUCUUCGCACUUCUCCCGCAAACUCAGAAUCCAAAAUUAGCAAAUUUAUAAUUUUACCUCCAAUUUCAAUCGCGUUAACCAGAUACGACAAUGGCAUUUUCUGUCACAUCUUCACUUGUUCAUACUUCUUCCAUUGACCAAGCUAUAGCCGCGCAUUUCGGUGCAUUUCAGCCGCUGGAUCGGCUCAAUUCCGCAGCAACGGCCGUGAAUUUCUCCACGAGGCGCUGGUCCGUGACUCCCUUGAAUGCCGAACUGAAUCGGAAUGACUCGAUCGUCUCCGCUGCGGCAGCCGUAUCUUCCACUCCUGGUCUAUUGAAUGCAGCAGAGGUUGCCGGACAUGUGGAGGGAGAGGACUAUGGAGAAUUGGCAAAGGAGCUCGACAAUUGUUCGCCGCUCGAGAUUAUGGAUAAAGCCCUUGAGAAAUUUGGAAACGAUAUUGCGAUUGCCUUUAGUGGUGCAGAAGAUGUUGCUUUGCUCGAAUAUGCACGUUUAACUGGACGACCAUUCAGGGUGUUCAGCCUGGAUACUGGGAGGUUGAAUCCUGAGACAUACCGAUUCUUUGAUGAAGUUGAGAAGCACUACGGCAUCCACAUUGAGUACAUGUUUCCUGAUGCUGCUGAAGUUCAAGAUUUGGUUAGGAACAAGGGUCUAUUCUCGUUCUAUGAAGACGGGCACCAAGAAUGUUGCCGUGUGAGGAAGGUUAGGCCCCUGAGGAGGGCCCUGAAGGGGCUACGUGCAUGGGUAACUGGCCAGCGCAAGGAUCAGUCCCCAGGUACCCGGUCAGAAGUCCCUGUAGUCCAGGUGGAUCCUGUUUUCGAGGGGCUUGAUGGUGGGGAUGGCAGCUUGGUGAAGUGGAACCCUGUGGCGAACUCCAAAGGUGAUGACAUAUGGAGUUUCCUCCGCACCAUGAACGUGCCUGUGAACUCCCUGCACGCCAAAGGCUACAUCUCGAUAGGAUGUGAGCCAUGCACGAGGGCAGUGCUGCCUGGCCAGCACGAGCGAGAAGGGCGGUGGUGGUGGGAGGAUGCCAAGGCCAAAGAGUGCGGGCUGCACAAGGGCAACAUCAAGGAAGAGAACGUGAACGGAAGCGCUGUGCACCCUAAUGGAACCACGCCACACUCUGAUCUCUUCUCUAGCAACAAUGUGGUGAGCCUGAGCAGGCGUGGGAUUGAGAAUCUGCUGAAGCUGGAGAAGCGGAGUGAGGCUUGGGUGGUGGUGGUGUACGCGCCGUGGUGCAGAUUCUGCCAGGCGAUGGAGGAGUCGUACGUGGAGUUGGGCGAGAAGCUUGCGGGAUCAGGAGUGAAGGUGGCUAAGUUUAGGGGCGAUGGGGGAGAGAAAGCGUUCGCGCAGGAGCAGCUGCAGCUGGGGAGUUUCCCUACAGUGCUGUUGUUCCCGAAGCAUGCUUCGCGUCCGGUGAAAUAUCCAUCGGAGAAGAGGGAUGUCGACUCUUUGCUGGCUUUUGUCAAUGCCCUUGAGUAAAAUUUGGUCUAUGUUUUGCCAGAGAGGGCAUGGAUUUCGAUGGUUCAUUAGCUUCUCCACCAGUCUGCUCACUGGUAGAAUACAGUAGUUAGUAUUUUCAAGGCUCAUUUUUGUAUCUUGUGAUUCAGGUAGCCAAUGAUAAAAUCUCACUUCACACUGUGAAAGAUUCAUCUAUACUUACUUAAAAGUGGCGGUUAGAUGAAAGUACUUUUAUACCCUUUUUGGAGGAAAGUGAGAGAUGAGUGUAAUUAAUUUGUGAUUUUUCUUUUACAGCAAUUGUAAAUCCUGCUUUAAAAAUAAA
This is a messenger RNA of Salvia splendens (bonfire salvia), 1848 nucleotides long. RefSeq names its product 5'-adenylylsulfate reductase 3, chloroplastic. The record is from RefSeq and is a predicted model, not a curated record. The transcript has 4 exons. NCBI's taxonomy places the organism in Eukaryota, Viridiplantae, Streptophyta, Magnoliopsida, Lamiales, Lamiaceae. Bases 159 to 1547 code for a protein of 462 amino acids. Gene Ontology annotation, molecular function: phosphoadenylyl-sulfate reductase (thioredoxin) activity.